Molecule: messenger RNA, 1785 nt
Organism: Carassius gibelio (silver crucian carp)
Lineage: Eukaryota; Metazoa; Chordata; Actinopteri; Cypriniformes; Cyprinidae
Product: E3 ubiquitin-protein ligase TRIM16-like
Exons: 6
Coding region: 36-1664 (542 amino acids)
Molecular function (GO): zinc ion binding; protein binding
Source: RefSeq, a predicted model, not a curated record
UUAGUUCACUGUUGUGUGUUUAUUCAAGCAGAAAGAUGGAUGCAGCAACAGUUUUUCAGGAUGAAUUUAAGUGUCCGGUGUGUCUGGAUCUCCUGAAGGAUCCAGUGACCACUUCCUGUGGACACAGUUACUGUAAGAGCUGUAUUACAGACUGCUGGGAUGAAGAAGAUGAGAAGAGCGUCUACAGCUGUCCUCAGUGCAAACAGAUCUUCAGUCCAAGACCUGCUUUAGCUACGAACACCAUGCUGGCUGAAGUGGUGAAGAAACUGAAGAAGACCAAACUUCCUGCUGACCGUUACACUGGAGCUGGAGAUAAGAAGUGUGAUGUCUGUACUGGAAAAAAAUACAAAGCCGUCAAGUCCUGUCUGAUGUGUGUGAACUCUUACUGUCAGACUCACCUUGAACAACACGAGAGUUGGUUUAAAGGAAAGAGACACAGUUUGAUUGAAGCCACUGGACGACUGCAGGAGAUGAUCUGCCAGAAACAUGAGAAGAUCCUUGAGAUCUUCUGUCGCACUGAUCAGAAAUGUAUAUGUAUGCUGUGUAUGGAUGAACAUAAAAACCACGACAUUGUAUCAGUUGGAGAACAGAGGACAGAGAAUCAGAACCAACUGAAGGAGACACAGAAGACGCUCCAGCAUAGAAUCCAGCAGAGAGAGAAAGAUCUCCAGCAGCUGAGAGAGACUGUGGAGUCUCGGAAGCACUCUGCACAGACAGCAGUGGAGGACAGUGAGAAAAUCUUCACUGAGCUCAUCCGCUCUGGUAUGAGAGGCCAUUCUGAGCUGAUACGGCUGAUCAGAGAUCAGGAAAAGACUGCAGUGAGUCGAGCUGAAGAACGACUGGAGCGACUGGAGCAGGAGAUCAAUGAUCUGAGGAGGAGAGACGCUGAGCUGGAGCAGCUUUCACACACACAGGAUCACAUCCAGUUCCUGCAGAGUUCCAAGACUUUCUCAGCACCUCCUGAAUCUACAGAUGUAAAUGAUGACCCCUACAUUUCUCUCUUCUCUUCUGAUGGUCUGAGAGAAUCUGUCCAUCAGCUGAGAGACAAACUUGAGGAUUUAUGCAAAGAGAAGAUCAAGAAGAUCUCAGACAGAGUCACAUUCACCUACAUUGUUCUCUGGAAAAGGAACGACUUUCUACGAUAUUCUCAUCAGCUCACUCUGGAUCCAAACACUGUGAAUAAAUACCUUCAUCUGUCUGAGAACAACAGAGUGAUUGCUGCGACUAAAACAGUCCAGUCAUAUCCUGAUCAUCCAGACAGAUUUGAUGUGUAUCCUCAGCUGUUGUGUAGAGAAAGUGUGUCCGGACGCUGUUACUGGGAGAUUGAGUGGAGUGGAAAUAAUGGUGUGCGUAUAUCAGUGUCAUAUAAGAGCAUCAGCAGGAAAGGAGAUGUUGAGUGUUUGUUUGGAUUUAAUGACCAGUCAUGGAUUUUGUUCUGCUCUCCCUCCGUAUACUCUUUCAGACACAAUAAAAUAGAGACUGUUCUCCCUGUGAUUCCCAUCAGCAGUAGAAUAGGAGUGUAUGUGGAUCACAGUGGAGGAACUCUGUCCUUCUACAGCGUCUCUGACACAAUGAGCCUCAUCCACACAGUCCAGACCACAUUCACUCAGCCGCUCUACCCUGGGUUUUGGGUUAAUAAUGAAUCAUCAGUGAAACUGUGUUGAUAAAAUAAUGUUCUAUAUCUGUACUAAGUUUGCCAUAAUUGGCUACACACACACACACACACACACACACACACACACGCACACACACACGCACACACACACACACACACACACACACACA